This is a messenger RNA of Pochonia chlamydosporia 170, 1815 nucleotides long. Its product is annotated as major facilitator superfamily transporter. Bases 1 to 1815 code for a protein of 604 amino acids. Gene Ontology annotation, molecular function: transmembrane transporter activity. The transcript has a single exon. Lineage: Eukaryota; Fungi; Ascomycota; Sordariomycetes; Hypocreales; Clavicipitaceae. Gene Ontology annotation, biological process: transmembrane transport. The record is from RefSeq and is a predicted model, not a curated record.
AUGCCACUUCUGUUCCCGCAAGCUCUUGCUGUCAAUUCUCAGAGGCUCAGUGAUGCGAUUACGUGGCGAUGCGUUUUGCUAGCCAGCCGAACCCUCAUGGGAGCCUCCCUUGGGUUUGCGAGCAUGAAUUUUCACUCGACAUUGACUGAUCUGUUUGGGGCGUCUCUGAUGAGCUGCAACCCUCAUCAGGAAGUUGUCGACGACUUUGAUGCCCGGAGACAUGGCGGCGGCAUGGGCGUCUGGUUAGGCAUCUGGACUUGGUGUUGGAUUGGAUCUCUGGGCGUGGGAUUUCUUGUUGGUGCUAGCAUCAUUGACAGCUAUCCACCAGCUUGGGGCUUCUAUGUCAGCAUCAUAAUCAUUGCCGUUGUCCUCGUCCUAAACGUUGUUUGCCCGGAAGUUCGUCGGUCAGCAUAUCGACGAUCUGUGGCCGAGGUCCGAACCGGAGAAGAUAUUUCACGGCGAGUAGCUCGUGGCGAAAUCAUGAUGCAUCGGGUGAAAACAGGUCCAAAGUGGUGGGGACAAGAGGUGUAUCAUGGAAUCGCACUCAACUUGGAAAUGCUCCGCCAACCCGGAUUUGCAAUCAUGACAAUUUACUCUGCCUGGAUAUACGCUCAAGUUGUCUUAAUCAUCAUCUUGCUGGGGUCAUUGGUUUCACGAUUCUAUCGUAUGAAAUCCACCUUUGUCGGUUUAUUCGUUGGAUGCAUGGCUUUGGGUGCCUUGCUUGCGAUCCCAUUCCAAAAAGCCAAUUUGUUCUCUCGCUCCCGCCAGGCCCAGCUAAACAGCAACUUAGCUACGCUGGAUAGAAAAGUUGCUUGGUCAUCUCAUCUUGUUCGCCGUACAGUGUUCACUCUCGUCCUGCCGCUCGCCGGUAUUUGCUACGCAGCGGUGUCUUCCGGUCCACCAAUACAUGUCAGCGUACCGACACUGUUUUCAGGAUUCGUUGGAUUCUUCUCCAGCCUGGCUAUUGCAGAAUGCAAUGGACUGGUCAUGGAGGCUUUCGACUGCUCUGAUCUAUCUCCAGGAAUGACAGGGCGCCAAAGAGGCGGUUCCGGCAGAAAGCAGAAGAAGACAAACUACUCAUCGUUUCCAAGAGUUACAGCCGGAUUUGCAUCCAUACACGCCUUGGCAUUCCUCUUGGCUGCCGGUUCUACCGCCCUAGGCGGGCACGUUACCAGAGUUUUGGGACAGCAGGUUGCCACUGGUGUGGUGGCCGGGAUUCUUCUCAUAUUGACGUUUCUGUUACUUCUCGCCCUUCUUCGUUUUACUGAAGUUCAAAUAGUCCCAAAAUCCAAAUCACAAGAAAUGGAUAGACUGGUGGAAGCGCGCCGUCGUUCGACAAUCCGUCGAGUGUCCAUGCCGAAUAACUCGCAAGCCAUCAUUGACGAGGAGAGGGCGUGGAGACCUGCCAUGAUUGGAAACCCUACAAGCAAAAGACGCCGGAUGAAUGUUUUCGAGCUCGGCAGCAUGACUCGCUGGCAAGAGAUUCGGAAAAAGAACAAACUGAUUGAUGCCGGCGCUCACCUCAACCGAGAGGCUUGGGAUCAAGGAAUGGACGCAUUGGAUGACCAGUUGAGCGACUUCCGAAGAGACGCACACCAAGUCUUUCACGGAACGAGACGAAGUGCAAGACGGCUGCGUCGAACGGAUGAGAGUAGCGACGCUGUUCAACCUAUAGAGAUGAGAAACCUAGAGGACCAAGGAAAACAGGAAGGCUCACAACAAACUCGACGAGGCAGGCGAGAGUGUGCUUUGAGCCGCACCUCGGAUGAGGGAAGUGAUGGUACACACUUAAGAAACAGAAACAAGGUGGUAUAA